AUUUUUGAGGAGACAGCAUAUUACGAUGGUCAUUAUAGAGCAGUGAUCGGUUAAUUGUGUGGUGCGCAGUGGUCUUAUUACUAAGAACAACAAAAAUAAAUAAGUUGUGUGUCCGCUAGUGUGUGUGUUUUAGGAGGAUUGCUAAAAAUUUAACAAGAAAACGGUACAAAAUUCUUACUAUUUGCAGUUUAUAAUUCCAGAAAGAAUCCAGUGUGCGACAAUUUGUUUUGCCUUCGUUAUUUCGUUGUGAGUCUAAGAGUGUGUGCUUGUGUGUGUGUGCGUGUGUGUACACAGUGAAUUUGUGUCCUUUUAUAUACGUACAUAAAUUUAACAUGACAAAGAAUAAAAACCAAAAAAAGCCCUUUUGCCAAAAGAAGCCGCCCAAUUGGAUUGACAACGCAACUAAUACAGGAACAACAACAGAAAUGCCGUCUUCUUCCAUUUUGACGCCGCCAUCGACACCUCCCGCUUAUCCAUAUAUGAAUAUGAACAGUAAAAACAACAACAACAACGGUAGCAAGUCUUGGGAGCGAGAGCUCAUUGGCAGCUUUCUGCUCCGUAUGGCGGAUAAGCAAGUGGUCAGCGCCCGGAGUGCCUGGUAUGUGGACAAGCGUACGUUGCGAAGGGAAUUCGAUCAAUACAUAUGGUCGGAGCCUAACAGCGCAGAGGUUCGCAUAAAGCUCUCCAUUAACGGAGCGUUCAAUAUCGGAACAUUGUUGCAGCGAACGAACUUUUUGAUGAACACCCCACGCGGCGAUCCAAAUUAUCGCAUUAAAAGCUUGGCUUUGAUAGAGUUUCGAAAGGAGAAAUACAAUGCUAAAGAUGAGAAGCAACGACAAACCGAUCUUGCUGUCGUUAGCAAUGUGACGGACGCUGAGAACAACGGCCCGAUAACCCAAAAAUUCGUACUGGACGAGAAGGCUGAAUCGGUACCAUUAAAAUAUCAGAAGACCCAAAAGCAACAGCGAUACGUCGACUUUGAACUAAGCUCGUUGGGUUGCUAUGUUUGUCAGCGCAAUUUUGAGAGUAUUGAGAAGUACGAGGAGCAUAUAGAAUAUCAUGGUGAUGAGUCAGAUUUCGAAUCGUUGCAGCAAAUGACAAAGCGUGCCGAGCCAAUGCUGACUUUAUCGUAUCAGACAUGCGUGGACAGCCAUUACUUUGGCUUUACGCUGCAGACUGAAUUGAACGAUCUGGUGAUUGAGAAGUUCAUCAUUGUUCAGUCGCGGCAGUUCUAUUAUGUGCACAACAGUCGUCUGCCUGUGGAGGUGCCGGCUACUGGACAACUGAUCUUCUUUGUGGACUCGCAUGUCUUUAUGAUUUUGCGGGAGCAGCCCAUUGUGAUUGGGUACAGUCAGUUGGUGAAUGGACAGCGUCAACAUUACGUGGAGCAGCAUCAUUUUAUGCGCACUGAGGCAUUGCCCAAGGCCAGCUUCAAUGUGAAUCCGUAUCGACUGUCCAACAGUAAGCAGUUUCGAGGCGGACGUCUCGAGCCGGCUAUACCGCCGCCAGCAAUUGUGACGGCAUUGAAGCGCGAUGCCCAGGAUGCCCAACUGCGUCUGGCCGAGUACAACAAGGAGUAUCGUAAUUAUUGUGAGCUGGGCAACGAGCUGACGCAACAAAAUCUGCACGGAACAUUGAGAACUCUGCUACAGGUAGAAGAUAUUGAGCGAUUGCAGUGCUAUGUGGCACUCAAGCAGUCCAAAAUGGAGCUGCAUCAGUUUGGCAAGGAGUUGUCCGUGAAAUUGCAGCCAAAUUCACGUGGAAUUAGUGCUGAAGAUGUCCUAUCACCAGGAGAUGAUGUGUUAAUCAUUAACGAACGUAGCAACAUCAUUAACCAACCCGAGCCUGGCAAAGCCAAUAGCAUACGCCAACUAUUGGACAACAAUGGCAUCAUAUUGGAGUUGGCACUUAAGGAUUUCGAUGCGCUCAUUCAGUGGGGCCACAAGGUAAACGAGCUGUUCGGACCGCCGGAAAAAGAGCGACGCGAGCCGCGCGUUUACUUUGCCCGCAUCUUGGGCGUAUCGCCGCAGCGCGUCAAUAUCACCUGCGAACGCCAUCUGCCCGAUAAUACCACAUUUGCAUUGGUGUUUCGACCAGUUCGCGCUGUUCUGCGCUAUCAAUAUCGUGCUCUGCAUCAACUGAAGCUAACUACGUCCGAGCAUGUGCAGCGCUUAUUAUUUCCCUCCAAUAUUUCCAAGCAACCAGUCGCCAUUGGCGCUUUGAACCUCUACAACAAGAACAUCGCACGCAAUCCUGAGCAACAGCAAGCGGUGCAACAGAUCGCCUUUUGUAAUAAGCUUCCAGCACCAUACAUUGUCUUCGGACCACCCGGUACAGGCAAAACGGCAACCAUUUGCGAAGCCAUUUAUCAACUGUAUGUUCGGCGUCCGGAGACCCAUAUACUAGUGCUCGCAGGCUCGAAUACGGCCUGUGAUGAGAUUGCCUUGCGUCUGUUGCGCUCCAUAUCAAAGGUGCCCAAUCAGACUCGUCCGCUCACUCGCAUCUUUGCCGCCAGCUGCGAUCGCCGCAUUGAUAACAUUGAUGAUCUGUUGCUGGAGUACUCCAACAUGUAUGCCCUACAUUUUUAUCCGGACGUGCAGGCGGUGCACAACUACCGCAUUGUGGUUUGCACCCUCAGCUUGGCCGGUAAACUAUCGACGGGCGGUUUUGGACGCGACGAGGAUAAACGUAGUGUUUUCUCCCAUGUUUUUGUGGACGAGGCGGCUGCAUCAACAGAAGCCGAGGUGCUUAUGGGCAUCACAUGCACAAUAGCACCAUGCACCAAUCUUAUACUCUCUGGAGAUCAUAAGCAGCUUGGUCCAGUGUUGCAAUCACAGCGUGCCGGCGAUUGGGGACUGAGUGUCUCUCUGUUUGAUCGUCUAAUAAAGCGAGAGUGCUAUCGCUUAGACGAGAAUGGUGAUUACAAUGUAGCCGUGCAGACGCGAUUGCGACGUAACUAUCGUUCCCAUCCUGAAAUUGUAUCGCUCUACAGUAAGCUUUAUUACGACAACGAACUCUUGACGGAAGCUGCUUUGGAAAAUGUAAAUCGGGCUAAAAAUUGGUUUCACACGCCAAACGAAGACUUUCCGAUCAUGUUUCAUUCGGUUUUCGGCACGACAAUGAAUUCUAAAAGUUCAGUAAGUCUGUGCAACAAUAAGGAGAUCGAUGCGGUUAUGGAUUAUGUAAAGGAUCUUAUGUAUUUCGGUAUUAACGGUCAAAAGUUGGCGGAAACAGACAUUGGCAUAAUAUCGCCAUAUAAAAAUCAGUAUCAGCGCAUCCAGGAGCAGCUCAACAUGCGCAAUUGGCAUCAAAUUGAUUGUGGAUCUGUUGAACUGUUCCAGGGAAAGGAAAAACAAAUUAUUAUCGUCUCAUUUGUGCGCUCAUUUACUGAAAAGCUGGGUUUUCUCAACAAUAGUCGGCGUUUGAACGUACUGCUGUCACGGCCUAUGUCUUUGUUAAUCCUUAUUGGUAAUCCACGCACGCUUAGCAAGAACGAUGAAUUCAAACAUAUUAUUGAUAUGUGUCGCGAUCGAAAGACACUCGUCGGUUCGCCUUAUUAUCCGGAGGACAAUAAACUGAGCGAAUCGAGUGACGGCGCUGGCUCCGGCACCGCCGUUAAAGGAUCUCGGACAAAUGGUCAUGUAAACAAUCGCACACCACACACACCACCACCAUCAACCGAGGAGAACUCAACAUUGGGACACUCAUUCAAGCGAACAACAACGCAAAAGAAAUCGAACUUUAAUGCCGCCAAGAAGAUGGUCUAUAACAAGGAAGAACUUUUGAAGCUGGGAUCUCAGACACCGCAAGUCAAGAAGACUGAUAUGGACAAGUUGCUUGAGGAAUUACCCAGUGUUCCGCGUUAUGUGGAAAAUGAAUCGGAAACAAUUCGCUCAAUUAGGGAAGAUAUGCAAAAGCUCUUCCUAAAUGAGAAGACCAAUACUGCUUCAACUCUGAAGCCAACCAUAUCAAAUAUGAAGAAGGUACCUUCAUCUUCGCCAGUAAUCAGUAAUAAGCCUUCUGCUGAUAUACGUGCGAAUAUAAAACAAUCUGGAAAUGUGGCCUCUUCGACUACUUCAAGAGCAUCACCAUUGACUUCAAAAAUUCACUACGAUAUUGCUACAGAGGCUGUCUGUUCCUCCUUUGCUCCUUCUGCUCCACCGGCCAGUCCCUAUUUGCAACGCCCUUCGCAGUAUUGUCACAUUCCGACGGACAACUCGCGAUUUUUGCAUGUAGGUUCAAGAGUAAAUUAUUCAUCACAUAUUUCGAGUGGAAGACCGACUCAGCAUUCGCCAGGGCUCAGUGAAGAAUACAGACAGCCGCCUCCGUUUUAUAAUGCACAUAAACCGGAGCCUAAAAAGAAAAGCACUUGUGUUAUUUCAUAAUUAUUAUAUUAUGUAGUACGAACUACAUUUAUGAGGACUACCCCGUGAACCUUCGAGUAUCACUGUAAUCCUCUUUUGACCUUGCUAUUUGGAAGCAUGAUGUAAAGGACGCUGCUUCACUCAAGUUGGCUGCUUCGACUGCACCAUGUUCUGGAGAGCAAACAAUAAAAAAUAUUCGUAUAUUGUAUUUGCAAAUGAGUUACGGGAGAAACUCACUUUCAUCUACAAUUUACGAUCUUGGAUAAAGGUCUCUGAUCUAUUUUAUUCAAGCACAAGUUCCAUAAGUUGUACGCUAUUUCAGCAUAUAUGGACGUAUAUAUUGAAAAGGCAUACAACGUUAGAUUCAUGAUCUUGUGAGUCUGAAAUUAAAUAUUUAAGUCUGUAAUGAUACUAAAUCAUCCAAAAAUUUAACUAAAAAUAAUAAGUUUUUAACACAUUUGUGAAACUGCGUAUAUUCCAUACGUUUGUUAGAUUUGAUCAAUUUAUGUAUUCACCUUGGAAAAAAAACAUUACGUAAUAAUAAUGGUAUUGCAAAUUGGGCACUGGAUUUCAGACCAUUAUUUACUUUAUGCUAAUCAAAAACAACUUUAAUAAACAAUUAUGUAUACGACA
Molecule: messenger RNA, 4997 nt
Organism: Drosophila sulfurigaster albostrigata
Lineage: Eukaryota; Metazoa; Arthropoda; Insecta; Diptera; Drosophilidae
Exons: 9
Coding region: 333-4385 (1350 amino acids)
Biological process (GO): regulatory ncRNA-mediated post-transcriptional gene silencing
Cellular component (GO): cytosol; P granule
Molecular function (GO): RNA binding; 5'-3' RNA helicase activity
Source: RefSeq, a predicted model, not a curated record